AUGUCAAAUGUAAAAUCAGCAGCAUUACCCCACCUAUCAAAUACUAUAGAAUAUCUCAUUGCAAAUGCUGCCUUUACUACUAAAUAUUUAAACUCUGUCGAAUAUUUCAAUACUGAAACUUCAAUCCAAAAUAGAAUAAUUGAGAAAGUCAUUGUUUCUGGUGCACCACUACCAAAUGCUGCAGCACAGAAGAAAGCAAAAGAAAUAAUCAUUAAAAUAAAUGAUAAAAUCGCAAAGUAUCAAGAGGACUAUAAUUCAACCAUCUAUCCGGAGGCCAAAUGUAAGCUAAUAAAUCAUAUACGAGACCUUAAAAAUGUCCUCCAGAGAAAAAAAAGACCAAAAUUUAAAGAAGCAUUAGAAAGUCAUAAAUUCGGGGCUGCUGAUAGCAAAAGGAGAAAAGAAGUUAUUAAGGUUCGAAUAAUAAAUCACUUGCAAGAAGUACUAGAGUCAAAAUAUGAUGAACAUCUCUCUCGAACUACUGUGAACAAUUACCUGCUACCAUGUCAUUCAAACUCAAUAGCAGCAAAAAAAUACCAUCAUCCAACUAAUGUUCAGGUCAAAACUGUCUUAAGAAAUAAAAAAGCAGAGCAUCAAGAUAACUAUUAUUGUCUUGCCUCUGUAAAGGCAGUAAAACAGUUUGCAUCCCUAUUUUCAAUCUUUUUAGUAAUUGUGUCACAAGAUGAUAAAGCCAAAGUUCCUCUUGGCAUUUUUGCAAUUAGCAGAACUUUCCAAGUCAUACAAAGCAUCAAUGAGCCAGUUAUCAUUCCAGACCAUGACUUUCUUGUUGGUUCACAACAGAAACUUGUUCUAUCUGUUUAUUUAAUCAUUGACCCAAGUGACACAAACUAUACGCUUUGUAGCAGCCAAUUGUCAAUAUACAUCCGUCUGCAAUAUGAGAUGGGAACAAGCUCGAUAACCCAUAUGAAUGAUCUAUAUUUACACUCUUUAGAUGUAAAGAAAUGUAAUAACAUCAAAUGUUGCUCCCCUAAGCAAUGCGAAAAGGCUGCUAGCCUUCUUGCCUCAAAUGAUGGUUUUCUUCACCCUCUUGUAAUAGGAAAAAAUGGCCAUUAUAUUAAUUCAAUACAUCUAUUAGAGUAUCUUGAUAAAGCAAAAAUACCAGAGUACGACUAG
Messenger RNA from Cetraspora pellucida, 1131 nucleotides. The record is from the annotation of a GenBank genome assembly. Lineage: Eukaryota; Fungi; Glomeromycota; Glomeromycetes; Diversisporales; Gigasporaceae.